Messenger RNA from Actinia tenebrosa (Australian red waratah sea anemone), 1161 nucleotides. RefSeq lists its product as uncharacterized. Lineage: Eukaryota; Metazoa; Cnidaria; Anthozoa; Actiniaria; Actiniidae. The record is from RefSeq and is a predicted model, not a curated record.
AUUUUAACUUGGAUGGCAACUGCCAUGUGGUUUUUAAAUAUUUGGUAUAAAUAGAAGCAAGAGAUGCGGUGUAAAUCAUUGAGGAUCUCCUGAGAAGGAACAUUCCCUGAAUUCGAAGGUGAUUAACGAUGGAGACUCACAUGCUUAUGUUGGUGGCCAUCUCUGGGUUGUUUUCUUAUUCUCAAGCAUCCCUGCCUCCUACAAAAUGCAGCACAUCCUAUGAUAAAGUAGGUGGCUUUAACGAUAAGGCGGACAGAACAAUGCCAAAGUUACUUAUAAAUGAUGGCAAAUUUCCGGAAGGGAAAACAUUUGAGGAAUCAGCACACAGCCUAGYCUGUCGAUGCGCUGCCAAGGCCAAAGAAAAGGGCUACAAGGUGUUUGGUUUACAGAACAUCGUGGAAUGCUGGAGCGGUCCUGAUGCUGAGAAGAACUACGAUAGAUAUGGCGAGGGUGAGGCAUCGAAGUUCUACCAGUUCAAUGGGAAACCUCCCUGUGACAAAUCUAAGGAACAAGAGUGUGUUGGUGGUCCUUGGGCUAACUAUGUCUAUCGUCUAAAAGAGGAGGUUCCAGCUCCUACCAGCCCAGCGUGUCGAUAUGCUCUUGGCCUUCAAUCGCAGGUUGUGAGCGAUUCCCAAAUGAGUGCCUCUUCUGAAUUGUGGAAUGCUAACCAUUUACCAUCCAGGGCAAGACUUGGUACAGUUAAAGAGAGCGGCAAGGCAGGCGCGUGGGCGGCAAGAACGAGUAAUGCRAACCAAUGGAUCCAAGUAGAUUUGGGUAAAGUUGUCAAGGUUACUGGUAUCGCAACACAAGGUCGUCAAGAUUUUAGCCAAUGGGUAAAAUCCUAUUCUUUGCAAUACAGCUUGGAUGGAGGUCAUUUUGAAGACUACCAAGGAGGUCGAGUGUUGACGGGAAACAGUGACCGUAACAGUAUAGUUGGCCAUAUUUUGGAGCCCGCCAUUAUUGCAAGAUACAUCAGGAUCCGUCCCAAGUCUUGGUAUGGACACAUAUCUCUGCGAUUCGAAGUCUACGGAUGCACUUAAUUUUCCCCCCCCCUCCCUUGUUUUUAAACCCACACCGUAAGUUAACCAAUCAUCAAUAAGAAUUAUGUAGACAUAAAUGUAAACACUUGACUAGUAAUAAAGCAAGCCAACUAAAAAAAAA